This is a messenger RNA of Centruroides sculpturatus (bark scorpion), 7220 nucleotides long. RefSeq names its product nascent polypeptide-associated complex subunit alpha, muscle-specific form-like. The transcript has a single exon. Lineage: Eukaryota; Metazoa; Arthropoda; Arachnida; Scorpiones; Buthidae. The record is from RefSeq and is a predicted model, not a curated record. The annotation marks the transcript as partial.
CUCCUCUUGCUCCCUGUGCUCCUCUAGUUCACCUUGCUAUCCGUACUCCUUCACUUUCUUUUGCUACCUGUGCUCCUCCAGCUCCUCUUGCUCCCUGUGCUCCUCUAGUUCACCUUGCUGUCCGUACUCCUUCAGUUUCUUUUGCUACCUGUGCUCCUCCAGCUCCUCUUGCUCCCUGUGCUCCUCUAGUUCACCUUGCUAUCCGUACUCCUUCACUUUCUUUUGCUACCUGUGCUCCUCCAGCUCCUCUUGCUCCCUGUGCUCCUCUAGUUCACCUUGCUGUCCGUACUCCUUCAGUUUCUUUUGCUACCUGUGCUCCUCCAGCUCCUCUUGCUCCCUGUGCUCCUCUAGUUCACCUUGCUAUCCGUACUCCUUCACUUUCUUUUGCUACCUGUGCUCCUCCAGCUCCUCUUGCUCCCUGUGCUCCUCUAGUUCACCUUGCUGUCCGUACUCCUUCAGUUUCUUUUGCUACCUGUGCUCCUCCAGCUCCUCUUGCUCCCUGUGCUCCUCUAGUUCACCUUGCUAUCCGUACUCCUUCACUUUCUUUUGCUACCUGUGCUCCUCCAGCUCCUCUUGCUCCCUGUGCUCCUCUAGUUCACCUUGCUGUCCGUACUCCUUCAGUUUCUUUUGCUACCUGUGCUCCUCCAGCUCCUCUUGCUCCCUGUGCUCCUCUAGUUCACCUUGCUAUCCGUACUCCUUCACUUUCUUUUGCUACCUGUGCUCCUCCAGCUCCUCUUGCUCCCUGUGCUCCUCUAGUUCACCUUGCUGUCCGUACUCCUUCAGUUUCUUUUGCUACCUGUGCUCCUCCAGCUCCUCUUGCUCCCUGUGCUCCUCUAGUUCACCUUGCUAUCCGUACUCCUUCACUUUCUUUUGCUACCUGUGCUCCUCCAGCUCCUCUUGCUCCCUGUGCUCCUCUAGUUCACCUUGCUGUCCGUACUCCUUCAGUUUCUUUUGCUACCUGUGCUCCUCCAGCUCCUCUUGCUCCCUGUGCUCCUCUAGUUCACCUUGCUAUCCGUACUCCUUCACUUUCUUUUGCUACCUGUGCUCCUCCAGCUCCUCUUGCUCCCUGUGCUCCUCUAGUUCACCUUGCUGUCCGUACUCCUUCAGUUUCUUUUGCUACCUGUGCUCCUCCAGCUCCUCUUGCUCCCUGUGCUCCUCUAGUUCACCUUGCUAUCCGUACUCCUUCACUUUCUUUUGCUACCUGUGCUCCUCCAGCUCCUCUUGCUCCCUGUGCUCCUCUAGUUCACCUUGCUGUCCGUACUCCUUCAGUUUCUUUUGCUACCUGUGCUCCUCCAGCUCCUCUUGCUCCCUGUGCUCCUCUAGUUCACCUUGCUAUCCGUACUCCUUCACUUUCUUUUGCUACCUGUGCUCCUCCAGCUCCUCUUGCUCCCUGUGCUCCUCUAGUUCACCUUGCUGUCCGUACUCCUUCAGUUUCUUUUGCUACCUGUGCUCCUCCAGCUCCUCUUGCUCCCUGUGCUCCUCUAGUUCACCUUGCUAUCCGUACUCCUUCACUUUCUUUUGCUACCUGUGCUCCUCCAGCUCCUCUUGCUCCCUGUGCUCCUCUAGUUCACCUUGCUGUCCGUACUCCUUCAGUUUCUUUUGCUACCUGUGCUCCUCCAGCUCCUCUUGCUCCCUGUGCUCCUCUAGUUCACCUUGCUAUCCGUACUCCUUCACUUUCUUUUGCUACCUGUGCUCCUCCAGCUCCUCUUGCUCCCUGUGCUCCUCUAGUUCACCUUGCUGUCCGUACUCCUUCAGUUUCUUUUGCUACCUGUGCUCCUCCAGCUCCUCUUGCUCCCUGUGCUCCUCUAGUUCACCUUGCUAUCCGUACUCCUUCACUUUCUUUUGCUACCUGUGCUCCUCCAGCUCCUCUUGCUCCCUGUGCUCCUCUAGUUCACCUUGCUGUCCGUACUCCUUCAGUUUCUUUUGCUACCUGUGCUCCUCCAGCUCCUCUUGCUCCCUGUGCUCCUCUAGUUCACCUUGCUAUCCGUACUCCUUCACUUUCUUUUGCUACCUGUGCUCCUCCAGCUCCUCUUGCUCCCUGUGCUCCUCUAGUUCACCUUGCUGUCCGUACUCCUUCAGUUUCUUUUGCUACCUGUGCUCCUCCAGCUCCUCUUGCUCCCUGUGCUCCUCUAGUUCACCUUGCUAUCCGUACUCCUUCACUUUCUUUUGCUACCUGUGCUCCUCCAGCUCCUCUUGCUCCCUGUGCUCCUCUAGUUCACCUUGCUGUCCGUACUCCUUCAGUUUCUUUUGCUACCUGUGCUCCUCCAGCUCCUCUUGCUCCCUGUGCUCCUCUAGUUCACCUUGCUAUCCGUACUCCUUCACUUUCUUUUGCUACCUGUGCUCCUCCAGCUCCUCUUGCUCCCUGUGCUCCUCUAGUUCACCUUGCUGUCCGUACUCCUUCAGUUUCUUUUGCUACCUGUGCUCCUCCAGCUCCUCUUGCUCCCUGUGCUCCUCUAGUUCACCUUGCUAUCCGUACUCCUUCACUUUCUUUUGCUACCUGUGCUCCUCCAGCUCCUCUUGCUCCCUGUGCUCCUCUAGUUCACCUUGCUGUCCGUACUCCUUCAGUUUCUUUUGCUACCUGUGCUCCUCCAGCUCCUCUUGCUCCCUGUGCUCCUCUAGUUCACCUUGCUAUCCGUACUCCUUCACUUUCUUUUGCUACCUGUGCUCCUCCAGCUCCUCUUGCUCCCUGUGCUCCUCUAGUUCACCUUGCUGUCCGUACUCCUUCAGUUUCUUUUGCUACCUGUGCUCCUCCAGCUCCUCUUGCUCCCUGUGCUCCUCUAGUUCACCUUGCUAUCCGUACUCCUUCACUUUCUUUUGCUACCUGUGCUCCUCCAGCUCCUCUUGCUCCCUGUGCUCCUCUAGUUCACCUUGCUGUCCGUACUCCUUCAGUUUCUUUUGCUACCUGUGCUCCUCCAGCUCCUCUUGCUCCCUGUGCUCCUCUAGUUCACCUUGCUAUCCGUACUCCUUCACUUUCUUUUGCUACCUGUGCUCCUCCAGCUCCUCUUGCUCCCUGUGCUCCUCUAGUUCACCUUGCUGUCCGUACUCCUUCAGUUUCUUUUGCUACCUGUGCUCCUCCAGCUCCUCUUGCUCCCUGUGCUCCUCUAGUUCACCUUGCUAUCCGUACUCCUUCACUUUCUUUUGCUACCUGUGCUCCUCCAGCUCCUCUUGCUCCCUGUGCUCCUCUAGUUCACCUUGCUGUCCGUACUCCUUCAGUUUCUUUUGCUACCUGUGCUCCUCCAGCUCCUCUUGCUCCCUGUGCUCCUCUAGUUCACCUUGCUAUCCGUACUCCUUCACUUUCUUUUGCUACCUGUGCUCCUCCAGCUCCUCUUGCUCCCUGUGCUCCUCUAGUUCACCUUGCUGUCCGUACUCCUUCAGUUUCUUUUGCUACCUGUGCUCCUCCAGCUCCUCUUGCUCCCUGUGCUCCUCUAGUUCACCUUGCUAUCCGUACUCCUUCACUUUCUUUUGCUACCUGUGCUCCUCCAGCUCCUCUUGCUCCCUGUGCUCCUCUAGUUCACCUUGCUGUCCGUACUCCUUCAGUUUCUUUUGCUACCUGUGCUCCUCCAGCUCCUCUUGCUCCCUGUGCUCCUCUAGUUCACCUUGCUAUCCGUACUCCUUCACUUUCUUUUGCUACCUGUGCUCCUCCAGCUCCUCUUGCUCCCUGUGCUCCUCUAGUUCACCUUGCUGUCCGUACUCCUUCAGUUUCUUUUGCUACCUGUGCUCCUCCAGCUCCUCUUGCUCCCUGUGCUCCUCUAGUUCACCUUGCUAUCCGUACUCCUUCACUUUCUUUUGCUACCUGUGCUCCUCCAGCUCCUCUUGCUCCCUGUGCUCCUCUAGUUCACCUUGCUGUCCGUACUCCUUCAGUUUCUUUUGCUACCUGUGCUCCUCCAGCUCCUCUUGCUCCCUGUGCUCCUCUAGUUCACCUUGCUAUCCGUACUCCUUCACUUUCUUUUGCUACCUGUGCUCCUCCAGCUCCUCUUGCUCCCUGUGCUCCUCUAGUUCACCUUGCUGUCCGUACUCCUUCAGUUUCUUUUGCUACCUGUGCUCCUCCAGCUCCUCUUGCUCCCUGUGCUCCUCUAGUUCACCUUGCUAUCCGUACUCCUUCACUUUCUUUUGCUACCUGUGCUCCUCCAGCUCCUCUUGCUCCCUGUGCUCCUCUAGUUCACCUUGCUGUCCGUACUCCUUCAGUUUCUUUUGCUACCUGUGCUCCUCCAGCUCCUCUUGCUCCCUGUGCUCCUCUAGUUCACCUUGCUAUCCGUACUCCUUCACUUUCUUUUGCUACCUGUGCUCCUCCAGCUCCUCUUGCUCCCUGUGCUCCUCUAGUUCACCUUGCUGUCCGUACUCCUUCAGUUUCUUUUGCUACCUGUGCUCCUCCAGCUCCUCUUGCUCCCUGUGCUCCUCUAGUUCACCUUGCUAUCCGUACUCCUUCACUUUCUUUUGCUACCUGUGCUCCUCCAGCUCCUCUUGCUCCCUGUGCUCCUCUAGUUCACCUUGCUGUCCGUACUCCUUCAGUUUCUUUUGCUACCUGUGCUCCUCCAGCUCCUCUUGCUCCCUGUGCUCCUCUAGUUCACCUUGCUAUCCGUACUCCUUCACUUUCUUUUGCUACCUGUGCUCCUCCAGCUCCUCUUGCUCCCUGUGCUCCUCUAGUUCACCUUGCUGUCCGUACUCCUUCAGUUUCUUUUGCUACCUGUGCUCCUCCAGCUCCUCUUGCUCCCUGUGCUCCUCUAGUUCACCUUGCUAUCCGUACUCCUUCACUUUCUUUUGCUACCUGUGCUCCUCCAGCUCCUCUUGCUCCCUGUGCUCCUCUAGUUCACCUUGCUGUCCGUACUCCUUCAGUUUCUUUUGCUACCUGUGCUCCUCCAGCUCCUCUUGCUCCCUGUGCUCCUCUAGUUCACCUUGCUAUCCGUACUCCUUCACUUUCUUUUGCUACCUGUGCUCCUCCAGCUCCUCUUGCUCCCUGUGCUCCUCUAGUUCACCUUGCUGUCCGUACUCCUUCAGUUUCUUUUGCUACCUGUGCUCCUCCAGCUCCUCUUGCUCCCUGUGCUCCUCUAGUUCACCUUGCUAUCCGUACUCCUUCACUUUCUUUUGCUACCUGUGCUCCUCCAGCUCCUCUUGCUCCCUGUGCUCCUCUAGUUCACCUUGCUGUCCGUACUCCUUCAGUUUCUUUUGCUACCUGUGCUCCUCCAGCUCCUCUUGCUCCCUGUGCUCCUCUAGUUCACCUUGCUAUCCGUACUCCUUCACUUUCUUUUGCUACCUGUGCUCCUCCAGCUCCUCUUGCUCCCUGUGCUCCUCUAGUUCACCUUGCUGUCCGUACUCCUUCAGUUUCUUUUGCUACCUGUGCUCCUCCAGCUCCUCUUGCUCCCUGUGCUCCUCUAGUUCACCUUGCUAUCCGUACUCCUUCACUUUCUUUUGCUACCUGUGCUCCUCCAGCUCCUCUUGCUCCCUGUGCUCCUCUAGUUCACCUUGCUGUCCGUACUCCUUCAGUUUCUUUUGCUACCUGUGCUCCUCCAGCUCCUCUUGCUCCCUGUGCUCCUCUAGUUCACCUUGCUAUCCGUACUCCUUCACUUUCUUUUGCUACCUGUGCUCCUCCAGCUCCUCUUGCUCCCUGUGCUCCUCUAGUUCACCUUGCUGUCCGUACUCCUUCAGUUUCUUUUGCUACCUGUGCUCCUCCAGCUCCUCUUGCUCCCUGUGCUCCUCUAGUUCACCUUGCUAUCCGUACUCCUUCACUUUCUUUUGCUACCUGUGCUCCUCCAGCUCCUCUUGCUCCCUGUGCUCCUCUAGUUCACCUUGCUGUCCGUACUCCUUCAGUUUCUUUUGCUACCUGUGCUCCUCCAGCUCCUCUUGCUCCCUGUGCUCCUCUAGUUCACCUUGCUAUCCGUACUCCUUCACUUUCUUUUGCUACCUGUGCUCCUCCAGCUCCUCUUGCUCCCUGUGCUCCUCUAGUUCACCUUGCUGUCCGUACUCCUUCAGUUUCUUUUGCUACCUGUGCUCCUCCAGCUCCUCUUGCUCCCUGUGCUCCUCUAGUUCACCUUGCUAUCCGUACUCCUUCACUUUCUUUUGCUACCUGUGCUCCUCCAGCUCCUCUUGCUCCCUGUGCUCCUCUAGUUCACCUUGCUGUCCGUACUCCUUCAGUUUCUUUUGCUACCUGUGCUCCUCCAGCUCCUCUUGCUCCCUGUGCUCCUCUAGUUCACCUUGCUAUCCGUACUCCUUCACUUUCUUUUGCUACCUGUGCUCCUCCAGCUCCUCUUGCUCCCUGUGCUCCUCUAGUUCACCUUGCUGUCCGUACUCCUUCAGUUUCUUUUGCUACCUGUGCUCCUCCAGCUCCUCUUGCUCCCUGUGCUCCUCUAGUUCACCUUGCUAUCCGUACUCCUUCACUUUCUUUUGCUACCUGUGCUCCUCCAGCUCCUCUUGCUCCCUGUGCUCCUCUAGUUCACCUUGCUGUCCGUACUCCUUCAGUUUCUUUUGCUACCUGUGCUCCUCCAGCUCCUCUUGCUCCCUGUGCUCCUCUAGUUCACCUUGCUAUCCGUACUCCUUCACUUUCUUUUGCUACCUGUGCUCCUCCAGCUCCUCUUGCUCCCUGUGCUCCUCUAGUUCACCUUGCUGUCCGUACUCCUUCAGUUUCUUUUGCUACCUGUGCUCCUCCAGCUCCUCUUGCUCCCUGUGCUCCUCUAGUUCACCUUGCUAUCCGUACUCCUUCAGUUUCUUUUGCUACCUGUGCUCCUCCAGCUCCUCUUGCUCCCUGUGCUCCUCUAGUUCACCUUGCUGUCCGUACUCCUUCAGUUUCUUUUGCUACCUGUGCUCCUCCAGCUCCUCUUGCUCCCUGUGCUCCUCUAGUUCACCUUGCUAUCCGUACUCCUUCACUUUCUUUUGCUACCUGUGCUCCUCCAGCUCCUCUUGCUCCCUGUGCUCCUCUAGUUCACCUUGCUGUCCGUACUCCUUCAGUUUCUUUUGCUACCUGUGCUCCUCCAGCUCCUCUUGCUCCCUGUGCUCCUCUAGUUCACCUUGCUAUCCGUACUCCUUCACUUUCUUUUGCUACCUGUGUUCCUCCAGCUCCUCUUGCUCCCUGUGCAGUUCCAGCUCCAUUUGGUCCAUGUACUCCUCUAGUUUUCGUUGUUCCUCUAGUUCCCCUUGCUCUAUGUGCUACUCCCCUUGCUCUUUUUUACCUUCAGCUACUCUCUCCUCUAGCUACUUUACUCCACUUGCAGCUCUUCCUCCACUUGUGA